UCGAUUGAGUGUGUGUUCUAGCUGAGAAAGAAAUUUACCAAUCUAAAUUAACAAUAAAUUCAUGAUUUAUACAGUUGUAAAUUGAAGUUAUAUUGUAUUAGUGACAGAAGCGUGAUUUUUUUUUGUAGAUGUGAAUCGUUCUCGUACUAAAUUUUGUUUAAUCACUCAAAAGAAGCAAAGAUUGUUAUCAAAUAAAUGUUGUAUUGAAGAAUUAAAUCUGAGAAUUUGUGAUGUCGUAUCAGUAGUCAACAUUUUAUACACUGUAAAGAAAAUGAAUAAAAAUCUGUCUCAGGUCGAUUCUGAUUUAGAGUUAUAAAAGAAUAAAAUUGAUUUAUGGUGUCGUGGAAGGCACUAUUUUUAUCAUAGUUUACAUAUAAUUCCUUUUACAUGCUUUUUCUCAGUUAAAAAAUCACUGAAAAGUUAUCGCAUUAGAUACAAAUAUGGAAAUGUUCAGUAACUUAAAAAUUAUGCAAAGUCACUCAGAAAAAAAACAUCGAAAACUUGAAUUAAGCAAAGAAAUUGAUCGACCUAAACAUGAAAAUGAAACGAAGAAAAUGGAAGACAAACGUAUACAUUUAGAAACCAUUGACAAUCACGAAAUACCUUAUCCAGGUUUUGCACCAGUUGCUCUACGAUAUCUUUAUCAAUCUACACGCCCACGCAACUGGUGUCUUGCACUUAUUACCAAUCCAUGGUUCGAGCGAGUUAGUAUGAUAGUUAUUUUAUUGAAUUGUUUAACACUGGGAAUGUAUCAACCGUGUGUCGAUGAUAAAUGUGCAACUCAUCGCUGUAAGAUAUUACAGAUUUUGGAUGAUAUCAUAUUUUUAUUCUUUAUGAUUGAGAUGAUCAUUAAAAUGAUUGCUAUGGGCAUUUACGGUCAAGGAACAUAUUUAGCAGAUGCAUGGAAUAGACUUGAUUUCUUCAUUGUGGUCGCUGGGAUUGUAGAAUACACUCUAAAUGUUGAAAACAUCAAUUUCUCAGCUAUCCGCACGAUCAGAGUAUUAAGACCUUUGAGAGCUAUAAACAGGAUACCAAGUAUGAGGAUUUUAGUCAUGUUGCUACUUGAUACACUGCCAAUGCUUGGUAAUGUGCUAUUAUUAUGCUUUUUUGUUUUCUUCAUCUUUGGAAUUGUUGGAGUUCAAUUAUGGGAAGGUAUAUUGAGACAACGUUGUUUUCUAAAGGCUAUCCAUAACAUCAAAUAUCCUGAAAAUCUUGGAAAAUAUUUCGAGUAUCAAGGACAAGACUACAUUUGUUCUCGUCCCGGAGAUAAUGGCAUGCAUUCUUGUUAUAAUUUACCACCGUUAAAAAUUGGUGAUACAGUGUGUAACAGCACUGCUGUUCCCUACAGUAAUGUCACGUUCAUUACAAAUACAAGUUGUGUCAAUUGGAAUUAUUAUUAUACUGAAUGUAAAGGGCAGGGCCAUAAUCCAUUCCAAGGCACAAUAUCUUUUGAUAACAUUGGACUUGCGUGGGUAGCAAUUUUUCUUGUCAUCAGCCUCGAAGGCUGGACAGAUAUAAUGUAUUAUGUUCAAGACGCUCACUCUUUCUGGGACUGGAUAUAUUUUGUAUUAUUAAUAGUUAUUGGUUCAUUCUUCAUGAUAAAUCUCUGUUUAGUAGUCAUAGCUACACAAUUUUCAGAAACAAAGAAGCGUGAAAUUGAACGAAUGAAAAUUGAACGGGCACGAUUUCAAUCCUCCAGUACAUUAGCAUCAUCAAAUAAUAAUUCAGAACCAACAAGCUGUUAUGCUGAAAUAGUAAAAUACAUUGCUCAUCUUUGGCGAAAAGGAAAGCGAAUGGUGCUGAAAAGAAUUCGAAUGUGGACAAAAAAAAAAAACGAAGUAGAAAAAUGUUUUCUGUCAGAUGAACGAUUGGAUUUGUUUCGUUCAAAUGUUAUUGAUACGCAAGUACAUCAGGAGCAUGAUUGCUACACCUAUCGACGACCAAGUUCAUUAGAUAGCGAAAAUAAUCGAUUCAGACCAGCCGACAACCAUGUAGAUCCUGUGUUGUUUAUGAAUGAUUGUUACCUCUCGUAUGCACCGCGGGCAAGUCCUGAAAUGUCUGAUCCGGAGAUUUCUUUAAAAGAUUCUCAAAAAGGGCUAUUAAGUAUUAAUCGACUCCCUUACCAGUUUCACGAUAAUGUAUCAAAUAAGUGUUUUUCUAGAUCAGAGCCAAACAAUUCCUUACUGCGUGUUCCACUCUCUUAUUCUCAUCAUAAUGAUAAAAUUCAGUUUAGCAGUCCGACAGAAUUGAAAAAAAUUAGUGACGAUUUUGACGCUUUAAUCUCAAAAGAUGAAUAUCCAUUGCAAGAGUUUGAUUCAUGCUGUGAGGAAAAAAAAACGCAGACUGAAAACCAAUUUACUCCACAUGUAAUUGAGAAUGAUAAUGGACUCAAGAUGCGACUACGUCAAUAUGAACCAGUGACAUGUCAAGAGCUAUUAGCAUUGGGUGGAGCAUUCAAUGCAACCUUGUUGACGCACGGAUUUGAUCAUUACAAAUUUAUUGAAUUUCUGUCAGAAAACAUAAAAGGUCAACGCUUACUUAUUAAUGAAAGGAAAAAAAAAUUCUUGUCUGAUAAUAAAUACUCAUGUUGUCAAUCAGCCAUCUAUGCAGUUAUUGAAGAAGUAAAUCAAGAUAAUUCAUUUUGUUCGAAACAUAUAUAUGAGAUGCGUCAACAAAAAAGAAUCAUUGAUUGUCAAGUACUAGAAACAUUACAAAUAAAAAUCCGGUGGCUGGUUGAAUACGAAUAUUUUCAACAAGGCAUUCUCUUAGCAAUUUUGAUCAAUACUUUCAGUAUGGGAAUUGAAUAUCAUCAACAGCCAGAAGAAUUGACAGUUUUAGUGGAAAUGAGCAAUAUCGUAUUCUCAGCUAUAUUCGCUUUAGAAAUGCUACUAAAAAUAAUCGCUGAAGGACCGUUCCGUUAUAUCAGCAAUGGCUUCAAUGUUUUUGAUGGCAUCGUUGUUGUUUUAAGUGUUAUAGAGCUCUGCCAAUCAAUCACUGAAGAAAGGAGUGGAAAUUCUGGUUUGAGUGUUCUCCGAACAUUUCGAUUGCUAAGAAUACUAAAAUUGGUCCGCUUUAUGCCCAACUUAAGACGUCAACUCUUCGUCAUGCUGCGAACAAUGGACAACGUCGCUGUGUUCUUCUCUCUUCUAGUUUUGUUUAUCUUCAUUUUCAGCAUACUUGGAAUGUACCUCUUCGGGGGUAAGUUUUGUGUGUGGGAGGAUCGUAGGCGGCCUUGUACGUGUGAAGAAAUUGUGACCCGUCAUCCAAUGUGUCUGUGUGAUCGUAAGCACUUCAAUGAUAUCGUCUGGGCACUGGUCACAGUCUUUCAGAUACUCACCCAAGAAGAUUGGAAUGUUGUUCUCUUCAAUGGAAUGCAAAAAACAUCACACUGGGCAGCAUUAUAUUUUGUUGCAUUGAUGACAUUUGGCAAUUAUGUACUAUUCAAUCUCCUUGUUGCAAUUCUUGUUGAAGGAUUUUCUUCUGAGCGGGAUGAAAGAAAAGAACGUGAACAGCGAGGUGCAACAACAUAUGCUCUACAAGAGGCAAAUCGGAACGACAAUAUAGACCACUCAGAAUCAUCGGGUUAUCAAUCACCUUUUUCAUCGGGCAAUGACGAAAAUUAUCUUCAAGACUGGAAGAAAUAUUGGGAAGCAAUCGAUAACAUUGGCAAAUACAAUGAACGUAAUUUAUUAGCAAAUAAUUACGUAACAAAAAAAAAAGUGCCUCCUACACCUCUUAUAGUUGAAACUGCAGCAACGCCGCGUGGAUCAUCGAAUACUACCUGCGUUACGAGCACACAAGAUCUUUAUACCGAUGAUCAUCGAAUAAACUUUUCAGACAAAAUGACUGACCAACUGGUAAACCGAAAUUGUAUUCUUCACGAUUUUCAAAAUUUUAUGACAUUAAGUAACGAGAAUCAGCGUAGACAUCUACAAAAGAGCCAGCCUAGCUCAGCGGUGAGUAAUUCAAAUCGAAAUUAUACUGCAAAUUAUACAAUAUUUGAUACAAAGAUAAAAAAUACUUGUGAACAAUUGGAAGAGGUAAAUAAUAAAUAUGUAUUGCAGCAAACAUCGAAAAACGAAAAAUUUUAUUUUGAUACAAAUAGAUCUCACAAUAUUUUCAGUGAUCGUCGUCAAGUUCUAUUCGAGAAUAUGAAUGAUCUUAAGUCAUUUCCAAACAGUGAACUUACAAGUAAUCCAAAUAUGAAAUCAAAUUACUAUCCCAUGAAUAUUUUCAACUAUGAUAGUGGCAACAUUUUUAACGAUCAAGAAUUUUUAUCUAAAGAGAAAAAACCUACAUUGAAUCAGAUGACGAAAAUAUACAAUAAUUCAGCAGCGAACAAUUCUGUACGUAAUGAGAAUAUGAUAAUCGAAGCACAAAAUAUUACCCAAAAAGAUAAUCUUCGUGCGGAAUUCGAUCAAGUACAUCUAAAUGAUGUGUCACAUGAUUCAAAUAACAUGUUUCAAUUAAAUAACUGGAACAAAAAAAAAGAUCGCUGGUUUUGGUCAGCUUCACUUAGAAAUUUUGCAAAAUCAUAUCCAACGUACAUCGAUGAUAUAAACGUUUUACAGAAGCAAGGAUCAAAAAAACCGAUUUUUUUUUCAUGGUUCUACCGAUUACUCUAUCAACGCAGAGAAUAUUCUUUAUAUGUAUUUUCACCGAAUAAUAUUUUGCGGCUAUUUUGUUCGUGGUUAGUUCAUCGAACUUGGUUUGAUAAUGUUAUAUUGGCUUUUAUUGGUUUGAAUUGUAUCACAUUAGCUAUGGAACGGCCUACAAUAGCAUCAGAAAGCUACGAGAGAUUUAUUCUUACUAUAGCGAACUAUAUUUUCACAAUUGUCUUUACAUCAGAAAUGAUUGUUAAGGUAAUAGCUUCUGGUAUGUUUUUCGGUGAUGGAGCUUACUAUACAUCUGGCUGGAAUAUCAUGGAUGGAACGUUAGUUACCAUAUCAAUCAUCGAUUUACUCAUGACCUGUAUUUCAUCCAGUAGUCCUCGAAUAUUCGGAAUUUUAAGAGUCUUUCGACUACUACGAUCUUUACGACCAUUACGUGUGAUCAACCGUGCACCGGGACUAAAACUUGUUGUUCAAACACUUCUAUCGUCCUUAAGACCUAUUGGAAACAUUGUGUUAAUCUGUUGUACGUUUUUUAUUAUUUUCGGAAUUUUAGGUGUACAGCUCUUUAAGGGUACAUUUUAUUAUUGUGAUGGCCCUGAUGUGAAAAAUGUGAGAAAUAAAACAGAUUGUCUUCAAGAUCCUCGAAACUUUUGGGUUAAUAGAAAAUACAAUUUUGAUGAUCUGGGUAAUGCCCUUAUGUCACUAUUUGUUCUGUCAUCACGGGAUGGCUGGGUUAACAUAAUGUAUACUGGCCUCGAUGCCGUUGGAGUUGACCAACAACCCCAAGAAAAUCAUUCUGAGUGGAGAUUGCUCUAUUUUAUCUCAUUUAUUCUUCUUGUUGGAUUCUUCGUAUUAAAUAUGUUCGUUGGCGUUGUUGUUGAAAAUUUUCAUCGAUGUAGAGAAGAACAAGAAAAAGAGGAACGGGUUCGACGUGCAGCAAAACGAGCAUCUCAACUAGAAAAAAGAAGACGUAAAAUGCACGAACCUCCUUACUACAUCAAUUACUCUAAGUCGAGAUUGACAAUACACGGCAUUGUGACAUCAAAAUACUUUGAUUUAGCCAUUGCAGCUGUGAUCGGACUGAAUGUUGUGACAAUGGCAAUGGAAUUUUACAUGAUGCCAAAAGCUCUAUCUUACGCACUGAAGAUAUUCAACUAUUUUUUUACUGCAGUAUUUAUUGUAGAAUCAUCAAUGAAGUUAUUAGCUCUUGGAUUACAACUUUAUCUUAAAGACAGAUGGAACCAACUCGAUAUUGGCAUUGUGAUACUAUCUGUUGUUGGAAUUAUUCUGGAAGAACUUGAGUCAAAUAUCAUACCUAUCAAUCCAACCAUAAUUCGCGUAAUGCGAGUUCUAAGAAUAGCCCGAGUUCUUAAACUUCUAAAAAUGGCAAAAGGAAUCCGGGCGUUGUUAGACACUGUUAUGCAGGCAUUACCUCAAGUUGGGAAUCUAGGACUAUUAUUUUUUUUAUUGUUCUUCAUAUUCGCAGCAUUAGGAGUUGAAUUGUUUGGAAGACUUGAGUGCAACGAUGAAAUACCAUGUCAAGGACUCGGUGAACAUGCCCAUUUCGGUAAUUUUGGAAUGGCAUUUUUAACUUUAUUUAGAGUUGCUACAGGAGACAACUGGAAUGGUAUUAUGAAAGACACGUUGCGCGAUAAUUGCGAUAAUUCAUCAAACUGUUCAAAAAAUUGUUGUGUCAGUUCAAUUGUAGCACCCAUUUUUUUUGUCAUUUUUGUACUUAUGGCACAAUUCGUUCUCGUCAAUGUAGUAGUUGCAGUUUUGAUGAAACAUCUGGAAGAAAGCCAUAAACAAAUAGAAGAUGAACUCAAUAUAGAUAUGCAAUUAGAACGAGAACUAGUUACAGAACACGAGUUGCUUGAGUUUUCUAAUAGAAAAUUCAGUGAGAUUAAUUCUAUUUUGAAAGAACGUGAAUGUCUCGGAUUACAGCUCUUAAGAAAUAAUGCCAGAUACUACUCUUCUCAUGUCAUAAAAAAUCAUGAAUGUAUUGACGAUAAAUGGAUCCCGAUGUUCCAUGAAAAUUUUUAUGACAAUUCUCUGAGUUAUUUGCAACCAAAUAUUUUCAAAGUACGCUCGUUACCUUCAAAUUUUACUUACAAUUCUCGUCACGACAAACGAAAAUUUAGAAGCGAGCUGUGCAACUUUGUUUUACGAUCACUCAGAAAAACGAAAAAUUCGUCAAUUCAUCAUUACAGUAAGACUUCGAAAGACUACUUAGAAAAACAACAUACUCGUCCAUCAUUUCUAAGGGAUGUUCUGAUGCCCCAAACUUCUCGAAGAAAAAAAAGAGAAAUUUGGUUGAAAAAAGCAUUGGUUAAUUUAUGUUUGUCUUCGGUUAAGGGACACGGUAAUAAAAAAUGUAGCAGAGAAAAAACAAAAACCAAUGAUUUAUUGAAAGGCCUAUGUUCUUUAAGAGAUAAAAAUCUUACAACAGCUGAACGCAACCAGUCUGUAUCUAAUAAUGUAUUGAUUGGAACUCAAUGUUUGAGGGAAAAGGAAUUUAAAAUAGCGAAAAAAAUCUUUGUAAGUAAUCCUUCAGAGGAUAGUUUUAAUAAAGCUUGUGAUAUAAUCCAUCGUUUCAAGUCAACCCUGAACGAAAAAUGUUUACAAAAAGAAGUUCGAACAGAGAAUCCCGGUACUCUCGCGGUAGUUAUCACACCAACGCCGCAAAAACUUAAAAAACACAGUCGACUGUUCCAUACUAUAAAUCAGAAAGAAUUAAUGGAAGUACGAGUUCGGGACCGGUGUAACGUCGUUCAUACGACUGAAGAUAAAAACAAUGUGAUUGCUAUCAAUUUAAUGAGGCAAACUGAUCUAGGUAUUGGCCAAAGUUCUUCAUGUAAUAAACAUAUUUACGAUGAAGUUAACAUUUAUGUAGAUGAUGAAGAAAGUAGCUCUAUUGGAGAUUUAAACGGCUGCAUGAUCAAGAAUAUUACAAUUGAUAGAAGAUCAAACACAGAAAAUUCGCUCUAAUAAUUGUGAUUAGACGUAGAUGACAUUAUGUUUAACAAUUAUGUAACAAUUCACGUAUGAAUCGGACUGACUUAUUUUUCUAUGAUACAUUCAUUUAUUGAAACACAGAUUCAUUUUUUAUUGUGCACUGUAUGAAACAACAUUAGUUUUGAAUCUAUAUCAACAUAUUGCUUAAUAAUUAUUACAAUGAACAAAGAGCAUCAAUAAUUGUUUUUUUGUUAUUUUUCGUAUUUUAAAUCUCUAUACCCGAGAUAUAGAAUAAACCAAUAAUAAGGAAACAAUGAAAAAAUAAUUAUGAUUAGUUGUUAAGAUUACCUGAUGUUUCUAUAAUCACAGCCUUGACCGAUGUAACCCCUUCCUAAUAUAGUUAUAUCUAAAUAUUA
Molecule: messenger RNA, 7984 nt
Organism: Chelonus insularis
Lineage: Eukaryota; Metazoa; Arthropoda; Insecta; Hymenoptera; Braconidae
Gene: Ca-alpha1T
Product: Ca[2+]-channel protein alpha[[1]] subunit T
Exons: 26
Coding region: 441-7601 (2386 amino acids)
Biological process (GO): calcium ion import; calcium ion transmembrane transport; membrane depolarization during action potential
Cellular component (GO): plasma membrane; voltage-gated calcium channel complex; neuron projection
Molecular function (GO): voltage-gated sodium channel activity; low voltage-gated calcium channel activity
Source: RefSeq, a predicted model, not a curated record